GUUUUAGAGCUUCCCGCUUCUGUAAUCUAACAAUCUAACAGGAUAACAGGAUAACAGGAUAACAGGUUAACGCUGUAAUUUUAACGUCAACGGUGGCUGGAGCUCGACAUCAACUGCUUCAUAGCCGAAUCAUAACCAAGCUUCUCAAUUUGGAAGAGCUAUACUUUUAUCCUCCACCAUACCUUUGGACCAAGUACACCUGCAGUUGAAACAUCAUGGAUCCCAGAGAAUCUUCUUCGUAUUCCAUCGUACCCAGAAUUCGGUACAACACCGUCAGCGGUGUCAAUGGACCUUUAGUCAUAUUGGAUAACGUCAAAUUCCCGCGCUACAAUGAAAUCGUCACCCUAACACUCCCUGAUGGAACAGAGAGAUCCGGCCAAGUCCUCGAGGCCCGAGGCAACCGCGCCGUCGUGCAGGUUUUCGAGGGCACGUCAGGCAUUGACGUCAAAAAGACUAAAGUCGAGUUUACGGGAGAGAGCUUAAAGCUGGGCGUAUCAGAAGACAUGCUGGGACGUAUCUUUGAUGGAUCUGGCAGAGCUAUCGACAAGGGCCCUAAAGUGUUGGCUGAGGAUUACCUCGACAUCAACGGCAGCCCUAUCAACCCCUACUCAAGAGUAUACCCCGAAGAAAUGAUAUCGACCGGUAUUUCGACUAUCGACACGAUGAACUCGAUUGCCCGAGGUCAGAAGAUUCCUAUCUUCUCCGCCGCCGGUUUACCUCACAACGAAAUUGCCGCCCAGAUUUGCCGACAAGCUGGCUUGGUUAAGCAAAAGGGGGCCACGAACAAGGGUGUGCAUGAUGACCACGAGGAGAACUUCUCCAUUGUAUUCGCUGCUAUGGGUGUCAACUUGGAAACUGCCCGAUUCUUUACCCAGGAUUUCGAACAGAACGGUAGCUUGGAGCGUGUUACACUCUUCCUCAACCUUGCAAACGAUCCUACAAUCGAGCGUAUCAUCACCCCUCGUCUUGCACUUACUACCGCCGAAUACUACGCCUACCAACUUGAGAAGCACGUUCUAGUCAUUCUUACAGAUCUUUCGGCCUACUGCGAUGCUCUUCGUGAGGUAUCUGCUGCCCGAGAAGAAGUGCCAGGUAGACGUGGUUUCCCUGGUUACAUGUACACUGAUUUAUCAACGAUCUACGAACGAGCCGGUCGUGUCGAGGGCCGAAAUGGUUCCAUCACCCAGAUUCCCAUCUUGACUAUGCCUAACGAUGAUAUCACGCAUCCCAUUCCCGAUUUGACGGGUUAUAUCACCGAAGGCCAGAUCUUCGUCGACCGCCAGCUCGACAACCGUGGUAUCUACCCGCCCAUCAACGUGCUACCAUCUCUCUCCCGUCUCAUGAAAUCUGCUAUUGGUGAGGGAAUGACCCGAAAGGACCACGGUGACGUGUCCAACCAACUCUACGCGAAAUAUGCCAUUGGUCGCGAUGCUGCAGCUAUGAAAGCUGUCGUCGGCGAGGAGGCCUUGUCCGCCGAAGACAAAUUGUCUUUAGAAUUCCUUGAAAAAUUCGAGCGACAAUUCGUCGCACAGGGCGCAUACGAACAGCGGAGUAUUUAUGACUCUCUAGAUAUCGCGUGGAGUCUCUUGCGUAUCUUCCCUAAAGAGCUCCUGAACCGUAUCCCCGCCAAGAUCAUUAACGAAUAUUAUCAACGUUCGUCUACGGAUCGAAAGGGAAAGGGGAAGGAGAGAAACGAUAAGGGUGUUAAGGACACAGAUGCACCAGAGGAGGAGAACCUUGUCGACGUAUAAUCAGUUAAACAACAGGGGGCGUAAGCGCGACAGAUGUGUAUAGGGUAGUCGUAUAUGGCGGAGUACAGGUUACUGAUCAGCAUUCAAUACAAUGGUCGUUCCAUUGAGUUUGGAAUUAUCAUGGAAGAAUAUAUUUACAUGAGCCAAGUCUUAUAAUGAGAUAUUGUUCAGCGCAUGACCCUAAUA
This is a messenger RNA of Daldinia decipiens, 1937 nucleotides long. RefSeq names its product P-loop containing nucleoside triphosphate hydrolase protein. Gene Ontology annotation, molecular function: proton-transporting ATPase activity, rotational mechanism; ATP binding. Lineage: Eukaryota; Fungi; Ascomycota; Sordariomycetes; Xylariales; Hypoxylaceae. The record is from RefSeq and is a predicted model, not a curated record. Gene Ontology annotation, cellular component: proton-transporting V-type ATPase, V1 domain. Gene Ontology annotation, biological process: proton transmembrane transport; ATP metabolic process. The coding region runs from base 216 to 1751 and encodes 511 amino acids. The transcript is spliced from 4 exons.